This is a messenger RNA of Paramecium sonneborni, 875 nucleotides long. The record is from the annotation of a GenBank genome assembly. NCBI's taxonomy places the organism in Eukaryota, Ciliophora, Oligohymenophorea, Peniculida, Parameciidae.
UGUAAAUGGAGGGAUCACAAUAAUAAUAUCAAUACUUAAUGGCAGAUGAAUACUUUUUAGAAAACAACGAAAACUAUACAGCUUUUAAACAUGAAGAUAUUUAAUUUUUAGUCAAUUUAUCAGAUUAUGAUGCUCCCAUUUUUUAACCCUCCAAAAUUCAUAAUCCAUAUGCAAGUCUAAUUGGAAAUUAUUGUAUUUCUGGUAAGAUAAUUAUUCUUAUGAUUAUUAGAUUCAUCUAUUACUUUUAUCAAUAAGGUUGAUCCAAUCUUUGUUGCUAUUAAAGUACUCAGAAAUAAAUUUGAAAAUGAAUAAUAAAAACACAUCGUUGAAUUUGAGAAUAUUUUUAAUAAUGAAGAUUCUUUUGAACAUUAUCUAAGUAAGUGCAAAUAAAUAAGAGAUAACAUUGAUUGUAUAUGCACCACAAAACUAAUUAAUAAUGAAUUAUAUGUUAAAUUGGAUAAACAAAAGUUGUUCCAAUUUUUAGAUGUUAAAUACAAUAAUAUUCAAAAUUAUACUUAAUAAGGUGCAUAUGUAGUAUCAGAUUGCAAUUAAAAAAAAUAAUAAUGUAAAUUAUUGUAUUUAAACUAGAAUUUGAGGUAGAAACUUGUAGAUUGUUUCAAUAAUAUAUCGGAUAAUAAUUAUAUUCUGAGUAUCAAGCCACAAAAAUAGUUAUUGUAGAAAAUAGACCAGAAAUUCUAGAUUUUUAGAAUGAAAAAGAAGAUCGAUAAUAAGGAUAAAAUGCUAAGCUGAAUGCCUCAAAAAAGAAAUCUUAAUAACCUAAAAUAAAACAAUCAGAAUAGAAGACUCUGGAUGCAGGUAAAAACUGUUAAAAAAUGGAAACUUUUUUCAUCAACAAAACAUAAUAAAAUAAAUGA